CGGCCCCGGCCCGGCUCCGCGGGGCGCCCAUAAAAGGGGGCGGGCGGGGGCCGGGGGCAUCGGGCAGAGCCGCUGGCAGUCCUGGGGACGGUCGUUUGUGCUGUGGAGCAGCCGCCUUGCUCCUUCCCUCCGGGACGGGCCUGCGGCCGAGGGCGGGGGCCUCAGCCGCAAUGGGCCAAGGACUUGGCAAAACUGCCUGGCCCAAACCUGCAGGAGCAUAUCAGACUACUACAGGUGGAAGAAGACUUUCCUUUGUUGGGUUUAGACCAUUUUUGAAUAAUCAAGACAUAGAUGGACAUCAACAGAACGACAACUGCAAACAAUUAGGAUUGGAAGAUGUUCAGAAAGAGAAUUCUUUAUCUUUCUCUGAAGAUUCUAGUCCAUUGGUUCAAGUUUCUGAGCCUUUGUCAAAAGAUGCUGGCACUAGAGAACCUGUUUGCCAAAGUGCAUCAAGCCAAACAUCACCAUUUUCUGUAUUCUGUUAUGGCCUAGAAGGCAACCAAACCUCACGGGACCUGAUGAAUCCUUAUGAAAAAUCUGAGGAUGUUGCAGAAUGCACGUCUGGAGGGCAUAAUGAUUUGAAUGGUAAAAAUGGAAUUGCUUUUGUAAACAUUGACUCCUAUGAGCCAGAUAGCAGUGAUGGAGAGGAAGAGGAUGCUCUAGACAAAUAUUCUUGGAUAAGAGAAGCAGCAGGUCUAAUUCAGGGAAGACUAGAUAACAUACUUUCUCAGUGUGAAAAAGACAUGGAGUCUAUUAAUGACUUACAGUCCCGACUCUCUGCUUUCAACCACAGUGUUUAUAAAGAAAGUUGUGAAGAAGCAGGACCAAUGCCUUUGGCAUGUCCAAACAAUAGGACACCUAAAUCUGCUGAAGAUGAAGCUACACCAAAAAUUAGCCUGGGUGAUGACAGUUAUGAAACACAGCAGAUAAAGCAUAUAGUGGAUGUAGGAAUUGGAACCCCUGUACCAGUUGCUGAUGUAUUAAACAUCCAUGAUGGAGACUCUGACCAAGAAAAUUCAUCUGAACUAGUAGUGAGACCUAAAAUUAGAAAACAAAAUACUGCUAAACAUCUCCCUAGUGAUGAUGAAGAGGAAAAUGAUUCCUGGAGGAGAAUUGGAACUGCUGAUGUCCAGCAGUGCCAUCCUGAGUGUCCCUUCAGAGGUGGCAAAGAUGAGAUGAGUUCUGGUAUGUUCUUUCUCUCAAGAAUGCACAAUCAAAAGAACAUAGAAAUAGAUUUAAGAAGAAAUGCACUAGCUCGAGAGCAAAACAAUGUUCUAAGUGACAGUGCUUUUUGGAAUGAGUUUGAAGACCACAACACACAUUACUUAAUGUCCCACAAAGAUGAAGACAGCUCAGAGUGCAGUGAUGGAGAAUGGUCUACAUCUGUGCCUUCCUAUUUUACUGCUGUGGAAAAAGAGCAGUCCUCAAGUGAUGAAAGCUGGGAGACUGUCUCGUGCAGGGAGGAGCGUGACCCUGGUGUGCAGAGGAGCGGUGGUGUGAAAGAGGAGAGCACGGACUUCUCUUUCCAAGAAGAGGAGCAGGCAUUAUUGGAGGAAGGUGAAAUUCCUUGGUUACAGUACCGAGAAGAAGUAGAAAGUAGCAGUGAUGAGGAAAAUGAUCCAAUUCGUGAUUUUGUACAUCUUGGAUUCUUCUUGUUGGAUGGAAAUAACAAUCUUGAGGAUGACUCCAGUGUGAGUGAAGACCUGGAUGUGGAGUGGAGACUACUUGAUGAGUUUGGUGAUGGCCUAGGACUUGGUCAAGCCAUUCCUUACAUGGAACCUCAAUUUCUCACAUAUAUGGCACUAGAGGGACAUUUAGAAGCUGUGGAGACUGCUCUGGCACAAUUGGAGUCUCUUACAUUUGAUGUUGAACAGACUCAUCCACCAGCUACAAAAGAAACCAUAGAUAGUCUGCCACAGAUUAUUGUCACAGGGGACUACAAUGGUCAAGAGCAGUGUUGUACUAUCUGUUGCAGUGAAUAUGUGGAAGGUGAAAUCAUAACAGAGCUACCCUGUCAUCAUUUGUUUCACAAACCUUGUGUAACUCUUUGGUUACAGAGAUCGGGAACAUGCCCUGUUUGUCGUCAUGUGCUUGCACCUGUACUUCCCGAAGCAGCUGAUGACACUGUUUUUUUUAUUUGAUUGAUGAUUCAGCAUCUUCUGUUAACAUUGCUACAGGAUCCUCAGACUAGGGUCGAAAAUAAAAUCUGCCACCAAAAUAAAAAUGUAAAUUUUGCCUGUUUUAAUUAUAAUGUGAAAAAAAAUCACUAUAAAAUAUUGAUAUAUAGUCAUGGAUUGGCUUGGGUUGGAAGGAAUUCUAAAGAAGAUCUGGCUUCAACUCCCUCUGCUGUGGGCAGGGACACAUUCCUCUAGACCAGGUCGCUCCAAGUCCCAUCCAGUCUGGCCUUGAACACUUCCAGGGCUGGGGCAUCCACAGCUUCUCUGGGCAGCCUGUGCCAGGACCUCACCACCCUCACCAUAAAGAACUACCUCCUAAUAUGUAAUCCAAACCUACUUUCUUUUUGUUUGAAAGCAUUCUCCUGUGUCCUGUCAUAAGCCAUUGUGAAUAGUCCCUCUCCAUCCUGCUUGUAGAGUCCCUUCAGGGACUGGAAGGGACCUCAAAGCUUUCUCUUCUCCAGGCUAAACAAUCCCCAUUCUCUCAGCCUUCCCUCACAUGAGAGGUGCUCCACCCCUCUGCCCACCUUGGUGCCUCCUCUGGGCUCUCUCCAGCAGCUCCGUGUCCUUCCUGUGCUGGGAGCCCAGGGCUGGAGGCAG
Camarhynchus parvulus is the source of this 2774-nucleotide messenger RNA. It is a transcript of the gene PJA2, whose product is annotated as praja ring finger ubiquitin ligase 2. NCBI's taxonomy places the organism in Eukaryota, Metazoa, Chordata, Aves, Passeriformes, Thraupidae. Bases 171 to 2141 code for a protein of 656 amino acids. The record is from RefSeq and is a predicted model, not a curated record. The transcript has 9 exons.